AAAUCUGCUAUGAACACUUUCUCCUCCCAGAUUCCGGAAAAACUAACAGGUGUUAGUCCCAUCCACAACAGCCAGGUUUGCAGUACAUGGGGUAACUUCCACUUCAAGACCUUUGACGGAGAUGUUUUCCAGUUGCACUCAACUUGCAACUACGUCCUGACCUCAUCAUGCAGGAGCAGUUACAAGGACUUCAACAUCCAGAUAAGACGACAGGAUGCUGGCAACCAUCACACCAUCAACAACAUCAUCAUGAAGCUGGAGGGUUCAGUAGUGGAGCUCUCUGAGGGCUCAGUGGUUGUCAAUGGAAAAACAGCCACCCUACCAUUCAGUCAAGCAGGAGUGCUCAUUGAGAAAACUCCUACCUACAUCAAAAUCAAAGCAAAGCUGGGAUUAGUUGCUAUCUGGAAUGAGAAGGAUGCUUUUAUGGUGGAACUAGACCUUAAGUACAAGAACCAGACCUGUGGUCUUUGUGGAGACUUCAAUGGUGUCCAAGUCUAUGAUGAGUUCUACAGCCAUGGUGUAAAAAUAUCCCCCAUGGAUUUUGCUAACUUCUGGAAAAUGGAUGGUCCAACUGAAAGCUGCUCUGACUACACGCUGGAAUCAACACAAAGCUGCAACAACAUGAAGCCUCUGUGUGAGCAAAUCCUUACAGGACCAGCCUUCAACAGCUGUCACAGUCUGCUGGACGUCGCCUCCUUUACUUCGGCCUGUGUUGCAGAUCUCUGCAACUGUGACAAUGGCGUGAAUGAACACAUUGACUCCCUCUGCCUGUGCGACACUGUGUCAGAGUUCUCCAGACAGUGUGGACAUGCGGGUGGCAAACCCCAAAACUGGAGAAUGAAAGAACUCUGCUGGAAGUCAUGUCCCAACAAAAUGGAGUACAAGGAAUGUGGGAGUCCCUGUGCUGAUUCCUGCUCCAAUCCAGAGGCCAGCCACACCUGUGAUCACCACUGUAUCGAUGGAUGCUUCUGCCCUGCAGGCACUGUGCUGGAUGAUUUGAACGGAUCGGGUUGUGUCCGAUUAAACGAGUGCUCCUGCAGCUACAACAGCAAGAUCUAUGGCCCAGGAGAGUCCUACUCCAGUAACUGCAAAAAAUGUGUGUGUGCGAGUGGCCAGUGGACGUGUACUGAGGAGAACUGUCCAGGAACCUGCUCUGUGGAGGGAGGAGCCCACAUCAACACCUUUGAUGAAAAAGUCUACACCUUCCAUGGGGACUGCUCCUAUGUGCUGGCUAAGGACUGCAAUGGAUCCCAGUUUGAGGUACAAGGAGAACUGGAGCAGUGUGGACUGACUGAGAGUGAGACCUGCCUCGAGUCUGUUACCUUGGGUUUGUCUGGAGGGCUUAAUGUGAUCAAAAUCCAGUCUAAUGGCAAGGUUUUUGUGAAUGGCAUGUAUGCUCAGUUACCCUUCUCUGCUGCUGGGAUCUCCGCCUUCAGAGGGUCCUCUUACUACGUGCUGGUGCAAACAUCUGUUGGUGUUCUGUUGGAGGUGCAGCUCCAGCCAGUCAUGCAGCUCUACGUCAAAGUGACCAGUGGCUACCAGGCCAAGACCUGUGGUCUGUGUGGGAACUUCAACGGUAACCAAGCUGAUGACUUCCUAAAGCUCAGUGGCGUUCCAGAUGCCACAGCACCUGGUUUUGUCAACAGCUGGAAGACACAUGCUGCUUGCCCUGAUGUUCAGAGCAACUUUGAGAACCCCUGCAGUCUUAGUCUGGAUAAUGAGAAGUACGCCCAGCACUGGUGCUCCAUGCUGAGUGACCCUCAGGGAGUGUUUGCCUCCUGUCACUCAGAGAUUAGCCCUGACUCGUACAAAGAGAACUGCAUGUAUGACAGCUGUAACUGUGAGAAAAGUGAGGACUGUAUGUGUUCUGCUGUCUCCUCCUACGUCCACGCCUGUGCCGCUGCAGGAAUCCUGCUCCCUGGCUGGAGGGCGACCAUCUGUGGGAAAUAUGCUAGCUCGUGCCCCAGCAGCAUGGUCUACUCCUACACCAUCACUUCCAGCAGUCGCACCUGCCGCUGCAUUAGCAACACAGACCCCAGCUGUCACUUCUCUUUCCCGCCAAUCGAUGGUUGCAUCUGUGCAGAGGGAACCUAUCUGGAUGACACUGGGAAGUGUGUCCCAUCUCAGGCUUGUCCUUGUUAUCACAAAGGCUCAGUGGUGCCUCCUGGACAGGUCGUCAACAAGGAUGGGGUCAUGUGCACCUGCAAGGAGGGCAAACUCAGCUGCAUUGGAGAGGUCAUUAUACCGUCAACCUGUGCUCCUCCUAUGGUGGCCUUCAACUGCUCUGCUAAUGACCCACUUGCAAGAGGAACUGAGUGUGAGAAGAGCUGCAACACAUUAGACAUGGCCUGUAUGGCCACAGGGUGUGUCUCCGGCUGUAUGUGUCCAUCUGGGAUGGUGUCUGAUGGUAAAGGAGGCUGCAUUAAGCCAGAAGCCUGUCCUUGUGUCCACAACGGUGUCUCCUACCAGCCUGGAGAGACCACCAAGGUGGACUGCAAUACCUGCACUUGUAAAGACAGGAAGUGGCACUGCACUACCAGCCAGUGUGAUGCAACCUGCUCUGUAUAUGGCGAUGGACACUACAUUACUUUUGAUCAGAAGCGCUUCACCUUUGAUGGCAACUGUGAAUACAUUCUCGCUCAGGACUACUGUGGCAGUGCUCAGAGUAAUGGGACAUUCAGAGUGGUCACUGAGAAUGUUCCCUGUGGAACCACAGGAACCACCUGCUCAAAGAGCAUCAAGAUCUUUCUGGGGAGUGCAGAACUGACUCUAGCAGAGGGAAGCUACCAGCUGAUUUUGAGUGGAAAUGAAGAAACAGCUCCAUUCAGUUACAGCUCUAUGGGCAGUUACCUGGUAAUUGAAGCCAAAAAUGGACUCAUUUUCAUGUGGGACAGGAAGACCACCUUGUCCAUCAAGCUCAGCCCAAAAUAUAAGGGUCGUGUGUGUGGGCUGUGUGGCAACUAUGAUGACAAUGCAAAUAAUGACUUCACCACAAGGUCCCAUGCCGUGGUGGUCAACCCACUGGUGUUUGGGAACAGCUGGAAGGAUUCACCCAGCUGCCCCGACGCUCACAGCCUCACCAGCCCCUGCACAGCCAACCCAUACAGACAGGCUUGGGCCCAGAAACAGUGCAGCAUUAUCCAGAGCGACGUCUUCUCUCCCUGCCACUCCAGUGUGGAUCCUGCUCCAUACUAUGAAGCUUGUGUAUCUGACUCCUGUGCUUGUGACACGGGUGGAGACUGCGAGUGUUUCUGCACUGCUGUGGCCGCUUACGCUGAAUCCUGUAAUCAAGCUGGCGCCUGUAUACGAUGGAGAACCCCAAAGAUUUGUCCUAUCUUCUGUGAUUACUACAACCCCCCUGGAGAAUGUGAAUGGCACUACAUGCCAUGUGGGUCUCCGUGUAUGAAAACCUGCAGGAACCCCUCUGGCAGCUGUUCAUCACAGAUGCCUUCUCUAGAAGGUUGCUAUCCAAAAUGUCCUCCUGCUCAGCCAUACUUUGAUGAGGAUACAAUGACAUGUGUACUAAAAGAACAAUGUGGCUGCUACGAUAAAGAGGGGAAACACUACAAUAAUAAUGACAAAGUGCCCACAACCAAAAACUGUCCAACACCUGCAUUAUGUGUGUCUACAGAGCCACACACAGGGCCAGUUCCAUGUACUCCUUGUAAUUGGUCACCAUGGUAUGAUACCAGCUUCCCGACACUGGGAACACAAGGAGGAGACAUGGAAACAUACAAAAAGAUUAGAGAGGCAGGGCACAAUAUAUGUGCUAAUCCAAGCCAGAUCCAAUGCAGAGCUGAGAAAUUCCCAAAUGUCACCAUUGAAAAUGUGGGACAAGUGGUGGAAUGUAAUCUGGCUAAGGGGCUGACUUGCAGAAAUGAAGACCAGUCAGGACCACUGGCCUUGUGCUUUAACUACCAAGUCAGAGUUCAGUGUUGUGACUACAGUGCAUGCCCAACAGAGCAUACUCCUACAACAUCUUCAAUACCUACAACGACUAAAGAUGUUACCAAAACAUCUUGUCAGGAAACAUUAUGCAACUGGUCACACUGGAUAAGUUCAGACUAUCCUGAAUACGGUAAUGGAGGUGGCGACAAUGAAACCAUCAAACACAUCAUUCAGAAAGGAUUUCACAUCUGUGAAAAUCCAGUGGCAGUGGAAUGUCGGUCAAAGCACUAUCCGCUGACUCCCCUAAAUCAAUUGGCACAAAAAGUGACAUGUAAUAACCAAGGACUUCUGUGUGAGAACAGGUUACAGGAUCCUCCCAUAUGUUUAGAUUAUGAAAUAAAGGUAAAGUGUUGCCAGACAGUGAUGUGCAGCACAUCACCAAAACCUACUACUUCUAUCACAGCCAUACCGACUAAACCACCUUCUACUACGACCGCCAGACUCUCUACCACAACUGAAACAACAACUCAGCCACCUACAACUACUGGUACAACCACUACACUGUCUACCACAGCUCCAGCUACAACACCUUCAACUCCCUCACCUACUGUUCCAAUUACAACACCUUCAACUACAACAUCCACUACACCUUCUACUCCAACUGAAACAACAACUCAGCCACCUACAACUACUAGUACAACCCCUACACCAUCAACCACAACUGAAACACCAACUACGAGUCAGCCACCUACACCAACACCUUGCCCAGAGGGACAUGAUAUGACAUGUGGCUGGUCGGAAUGGUUCAAUAAUGGGAAACCCACAACAGGCCCUGAUGGGGGGGACAAUGAAUCCAUCAAGAACCUAAUCUCUGCUGGUUAUCAUAUAUGCUUGGCUCCUGAAGAAGUUCAAUGUAGAGCUACCCUUUACCCAGGACUUCCCAUGUCACUGGUGGGACAAAAUGUGAUUUGCAAGAAAGAUGUUGGUCUCAUAUGCUACAACAAACAACAAGGGCUCCAACAAGAGUGUUUUGAUUACGAGAUCAGAUUUAAAUGCUGUGGGUGUCCAACACAACCUCCUUCUACUACACUUCCAACACCAACACCUUCAACUCCCUCAACUACAGUUACAACUCCUACACCUUCAACUCCCUCAACUACAGUUACAACUACAAUACCUUCAACUCCCUCAACUACAGUUCCAACUACAACAUCUUCAACUCCCUCAGCUUCAGUUCCAACUACAACAACUUCAACUUCAACAUCCACUACACCUUCUACUACAACUGAAACAACUCAGCCACCUACAACUACUUUUACAACGCCAACACCAUCAACCACAUCUGAAACACCAACCACUAGUCAGCCACCAACACCUACGACUUGCCCAGGGGGACAUGAUGUGACAUGUGGCUGUUACUCCUACACCUUCAACUCCCUCAACUACAGUUACAACUACAACACCUUCAACUCCCUCAACUACAGUUACAACGACAACAUCUUCAACUACCUCAACUUCAGUUCCAAUUACAGCCCCUUCAACUACAACAACCACUACACCUUCUACCAUAACCGAAACAACAACUCAGCCACCUACAACUACUAUUACAACUCCUACACCUUCAACUCCCUCAACUACAGUUACAACUACAACACCUUCAACUCCCUCAACUACAGUUACAACUACAUCUUCAACUCCCUCGACUUCAAUUCCAAUUACAACACCUUCAACUACAACAACCACUACACCUUCUACCACAACCGAAACAACAACAACUCAGCCACCUACAACUACUAUCCAAUACUUCCAACAUCAACUCCCUCAGCUACAGUUCCAACUACAACACCUUCAACUACGAUAUCCACUACACCUUCUACCACAACCGAAACAACAACUCAGCCACCUACAUCUACCAGUACAACCACUACACCUUCUACUACAACUGAGUUACAUAUAGUCACAGGAACACCCUCUCGACCAACUACUGCGCCAUCUACGGUACAACAAAUUUGCCAUUGCCUUCAUAAUGGUAUCCUGUUCCCCCCUAACUCCAUAGUCUACAAUAUGUCCGACCAUGAUGGCUACUGCUAUAUAGGGUACUGCAAUGAAAACUGUCAUAUAGUACUCAAAGACCACCAUCCGUGUAAUAAUACAAGGAAAGAGUGUGUAAACCCUCCAAGAAAGGAUGGUGAAAUUUGGAAGGAGAGUAACUGUCUUGUUGGGACAUGUGAUAAUGGCAAGGUGACCUAUAACCAAACACAAUGUCCAACUCCAAAGCCUGUAGUAUGUGCAAAUAACUUCCCUGCUGUUAAAGUGCUGGAUGAGGAUGGAUGCUGCUUCCACUAUGAGUGCCAAUGUAUCUGCUAUGGUUGGGGAGACCCCCAUUAUGUCACCUUCGAUGGAACUUACUAUGGUUUUCAAGGCAACUGUUCAUACUGGCUGAUGAAGGAGAUAUUACCCAAAUACAACUUCAGUGUUAUGAUCGAUAACUACUACUGUAAUUCUGCUGAGGGCUUGGCCUGUCCUCAGUCCAUCACUGUCUUCUACAAGAGCUACACAAUCUUUAUAAUGCAGAAGGAGGUUAAUGGCAUUUACACAAAUCAGACCACUGUGAAUGGCAAGCAUGUGCGUCCUGCAUACCAGAAUGGUGACUUCCGUAUAACCUCCACCGGUAUAGAAACAGUGCUUGUCAUCCCUGCAAUCCAUGCCAAGAUCACCUUCUCAGGACUCAUAUUCGGCAUCUACCUCCCCUAUAGUAAAUUUGCCGGCAACACCGAGGGACAGUGUGGCACAUGUGACAACAACCGGACAGAUGACUGCAUGUUGCCAAGUGGCAAAAUUGAUCCUUCAUGUCCUAAUAUGGCACAUCAUUGGCAUGCUGAAAGCUGUGAACAUAUUAAUCCCACAGUUACACCUACACCUACACCUACGCCUAUGCCAACGACUCCGCAUAGCAACUGCGAUACAACCAUCUGUGAGAUCAUUAAGGGCAGUGUGUUUGAAGCUUGCCACAAGGUUAUUGACUACACUCCAUUUGUCAAGGCCUGUGAGUUUGACAUUUGCCACAUGCACAUAAAUUUCGUUGGCUGCACCAGCUUACAAAGCUAUGCCGAUGCCUGUGCUGAGUCUGGACUGUGUAUUGACUGGAGAAAUGCCACCGACGGACUCUGUGAAUAUAAAUGUCCAAGUCCCAAAGUCUAUCGGGCAUGUGGUCCUCAGGUGGAGCCUACCUGUGAUUCCUGGUACAACCAGAAAUUCGUCUAUGCUGUCAAUGAGUUCAGUGCUAUGACAAAUGUGGAGCUGGAGGGUUGUUUCUGCCCAGAUGACUACUUCCUCCUCUCUUCCAGCUCUAAUGAAUGUGUGCGCAACUGUGAAAUUUGUCGGCUGUCAAAUGGAAGUUGGACACAGGCCAAUUCGACGUGGACAGCAAACUGUAAUGAGUGUAGAUGUGAGGAGGACACACUCCAGGUCAGCUGCCUUCCCGUGUCCUGUCCAACACAGCCCCCCCUCAGCUGUGACGAAGAGGGCCAGGUCAAGGUCACUGAAACGGUUGACUGCUGUCAAAAGGAGAAGUGUGGUUGUGAUGGGACGCUGUGCUCUGGUCUUGUGCCGUCCUGUCCUCUUGGUUUUAUUCUGAACAAAACUAAGGGAGUCUGCUGUUGGAAACACUCUUGCGGUGAGUGUACUAUGCUAGCGCAUACUGGAACUGCAUUACCAUGUUGCAUUUUAACCAUAUCAAUUGUUGCAUCACAUUUGCCUAAACCGGAUGUGUGUGUUUUCAACAACAAUGAGUACCAGGUUGGAGACCUCGUGCCCAUGAAGCCAUGUGAGAAGUGCAUUUGUAGUAACAAGGUCAAUGCCAGCAGCCAACUGAACAUUAUAGACUGUAAGACUAUACCCUGUGACACCAACUGCCCUGUGGGUUAUGAGUACCAGAUCAGCGCUAACCGGUGCUGUGGGACAUGUGUCCAAACAAGCUGCAUUGUGGUGCUGUUGAAUGCCACAUACACAUUAAAGCCUGGCUCCAUUUGGAGUCCUGCCGGGAACGCCUGUGUGAAGUUUGAGUGUGUGAAGAUCGCUAAUCAGUUCAUCACCAUAGAAGCUAAGACAACCUGUCCCCUCUAUGACCCUAAUGAAUGCAUACCGGGCACAGAGACCAUAGCUCCAGACGGAUGCUGCCACAUCUGUAUUCCGAAGGGUGAGCCAUGCGGUGUGUCCACCACACCUGUGUACCUGGAGAGCCAGGGAUGCCAUGCCAAAGACCUGGUCAAUGUCACAUCCUGUAAUGGAGCAUGUGGCACCUUCACCUUCUAUUCUACCAAAACAAGAUCCUUGCAGCACACCUGCUCCUGCUGCCAGGAGUUGGCUACAUCUGAGCGCCAGGUCCAGCUCUCAUGCCCUGACAACACAGAGAUCACUUACACCUACACCCACAUCAACACCUGUGGGUGCCUCAAGACAGAGUGCUCUGUGCCUGGCCAAAGGGAAUUUGCAACCACUACCCCCAGCUCCAAGUCGCGUCGACGCAGGAGAUAAGGCAAAAACCAGGACAAGCAUAUGCAUUUGGCGCAUUAAU
This is a messenger RNA of Etheostoma cragini (Arkansas darter), 8464 nucleotides long. RefSeq names its product mucin-5AC-like. Bases 10 to 8424 code for a protein of 2804 amino acids. Lineage: Eukaryota; Metazoa; Chordata; Actinopteri; Perciformes; Percidae. Gene Ontology annotation, molecular function: protein binding. The record is from RefSeq and is a predicted model, not a curated record. The transcript has 49 exons. Gene Ontology annotation, cellular component: extracellular matrix.